UUCAUCCAGGGGCCCCGCCUCACCCCUCCCGGGCACCCUGGGACCUGCCAGGCCCGGUCUGGGCAGGUCGGGGCGGUGGGGUGUUGGGGGAGUCGGCUCCCCUAGUGCCUUCCUGCACCCGAGGGGGGUAGCAGCGGGGUCCCCCACGGGGUUAUGCCACCCGGCAUGGCCUACACCCUGAGCUGGCGUUGCUGCUGGUGCCUGACGGAGGAGGAGAAGGCAGCGGCCCGCGUGGACCAGAAGAUCAACAAGUUAUUGUUGGAGCACAAGAGGCAGGUGCGAGGCGAGCUGAAGCUGCUGCUGCUGGGGCCCGGCGAGAGCGGCAAGAGCACAUUCAUCAAGCAGAUGCGCAUCAUCCACGGCGCCGGCUACUCGGAGGAGGAGCGCAAGGCCUUCCGGCCGCUCAUCUACCAGAACAUCUUCGUGUCGGUGCAGGCCCUGCUGGACGCCAUGGGGCGGCUGCACAUCCCGUUCAGCAGGGCCGACAGCCAGCAGCACGCCAGGCUGGUCAUGAGCCAGGACCCCUACAAAGUGACCGUCUUCGAGAAGCGCCUGGCCACGGCCAUGCAGAGCCUGUGGCGGGACGCCGGAGUGCGGGCCUGCUAUGAACGCCGGCGUGAGUUCCACCUGCUCGACUCGGCCAUGUACUACCUGUCCCACCUGGAGCGCAUCGCGGAGGAGGACUACGUGCCCACGGCGCAGGACGUGCUGCGCAGCCGCCUGCCCACCACGGGCAUCAACGAGUACUGCUUCUCAGUGAACAAGACCAACCUGAGGAUCGUGGACGUGGGUGGACAGAAGUCGGAGCGCAAGAAGUGGAUCCAUUGCUUUGAGAACGUGAUCGCCCUCAUCUACCUGGCCUCGCUGAGCGAGUACGACCAGUGCCUGGAGGAGAACGACAAGGAGAACCGUAUGAAGGAGAGCCUGGCCCUGUUUGGCACCAUCCUGGAGCUGCCGUGGUUCCAGAGCACCUCCAUCAUCCUCUUCCUCAACAAGACAGACAUGCUGCAGGACAAGAUCGCCACCUCCCACCUGGCCACCUACUUCCCCAGCUUCCGAGGCCCCAAGCAGGACGUGGAGGCCGCCAAGAGGUUUAUCCUGGACAUGUACACCAGCAUGUACGUGGGCUGUGCCACCGGCCAGCGCUCACGCCGCCUGUUCAGCCACUACACGUGUGCCACGGACACACAGAACAUCCGUACGGUGUUCAAGGACGUGCGUGACUCCGUGCUGGCACGCUACCUGGAUGAAAUCAACCUGCUGUGACAGCCAGGGACCCCACCCUGUGCACCGCCAGGGUCGUCCCAGUGGACUCUGGGUGCUCCGCAUGGCCAGCGUGGCCAGCAGGAGGGCAAGGC
This is a messenger RNA of Ochotona curzoniae (black-lipped pika), 1358 nucleotides long. RefSeq names its product G protein subunit alpha 15 (gene GNA15). The record is from RefSeq and is a predicted model, not a curated record. The transcript is spliced from 7 exons. NCBI's taxonomy places the organism in Eukaryota, Metazoa, Chordata, Mammalia, Lagomorpha, Ochotonidae. Gene Ontology annotation, molecular function: G-protein beta/gamma-subunit complex binding; guanyl nucleotide binding; GTPase activity. Gene Ontology annotation, biological process: action potential; phospholipase C-activating dopamine receptor signaling pathway; adenylate cyclase-modulating G protein-coupled receptor signaling pathway. Gene Ontology annotation, cellular component: heterotrimeric G-protein complex. The coding region runs from base 154 to 1266 and encodes 370 amino acids.